This is a messenger RNA of Mus caroli (Ryukyu mouse), 2308 nucleotides long. RefSeq names its product heterogeneous nuclear ribonucleoprotein D (gene Hnrnpd). NCBI's taxonomy places the organism in Eukaryota, Metazoa, Chordata, Mammalia, Rodentia, Muridae. Gene Ontology annotation, cellular component: chromatin; nucleoplasm. Gene Ontology annotation, molecular function: RNA binding. Gene Ontology annotation, biological process: regulation of gene expression. The record is from RefSeq and is a predicted model, not a curated record.
GUGACCGGGACGCGCCGUUCUUCCGUCGGCCAUUUUAGGUGGUCCGCGGCGGCGCCAUUAAAGCGAGGAGGAGGCGAGAGUGGCCGCCGCUGCUACUUCAUUCUUUUUUUUUUUUCAGUGCAGCCGGGGAGAGCGAGAGAGCGCGCUGCGCGAGAGUGGGAGGCGAGGGGGGCAGGCCGGGGAGAGGCGCAGGAGCCCUUGCAGCCACGCGCGCGCCUUGUCUAGGGUGCCUCGCGAGGUAGAGCGGGCAUCGCGCGGCGGCGGCGGGGAUUACUUUGCUGCUAGUUUCGGUUCGCGGCGGCGGCGGCGGCGGCGGCGGCGGGUGUCGUCUUCGGCGGCGGCAGUAGCACUAUGUCGGAGGAGCAGUUCGGAGGGGACGGGGCGGCGGCGGCGGCAACGGCGGCGGUAGGCGGCUCGGCGGGCGAGCAGGAGGGAGCCAUGGUGGCGGCGGCGGCGCAGGGGCCGGCGGCGGCGGGAAGCGGGAGCGGCGGCGGCUCUGCGGCCGGAGGCACCGAAGGAGGCAGCGCCGAGGCAGAGGGAGCCAAGAUCGACGCCAGUAAGAACGAGGAGGAUGAAGGCCAUUCAAACUCCUCCCCACGACACACUGAAGCAGCGGCGGCACAGCGGGAAGAAUGGAAAAUGUUUAUAGGAGGCCUUAGCUGGGACACCACAAAGAAAGAUCUGAAGGACUACUUUUCCAAAUUUGGUGAAGUUGUAGACUGCACUCUGAAGUUAGAUCCUAUCACAGGGCGAUCAAGGGGUUUUGGCUUUGUGCUAUUUAAAGAGUCGGAGAGUGUAGAUAAGGUCAUGGAUCAGAAAGAACAUAAAUUGAAUGGGAAAGUCAUUGAUCCUAAAAGGGCCAAAGCCAUGAAAACAAAAGAGCCUGUCAAAAAAAUUUUUGUUGGUGGCCUUUCUCCAGACACACCUGAAGAAAAAAUAAGAGAGUACUUUGGUGGUUUUGGUGAGGUUGAAUCCAUAGAGCUCCCUAUGGACAACAAGACCAAUAAGAGGCGUGGGUUCUGUUUUAUUACCUUUAAGGAAGAGGAACCAGUGAAGAAGAUAAUGGAAAAGAAAUACCACAAUGUUGGUCUUAGUAAAUGUGAAAUAAAAGUAGCCAUGUCAAAGGAACAGUAUCAGCAGCAGCAGCAGUGGGGAUCUAGAGGAGGGUUUGCAGGCAGAGCUCGCGGAAGAGGUGGAGGCCCCAGUCAAAACUGGAACCAGGGAUAUAGUAACUAUUGGAAUCAAGGCUAUGGCAACUAUGGAUAUAACAGCCAAGGGUACGGUGGUUAUGGAGGAUAUGACUACACUGGUUACAACAACUACUAUGGAUAUGGUGAUUAUAGCAAUCAGCAGAGUGGUUAUGGGAAAGUAUCCAGGCGAGGUGGACAUCAAAAUAGCUACAAACCAUACUAAAUUAUUCCAUUUGCAACUUAUCCCCAACAGCGGGAACUUCAUUGCAGGCCCUGUGUCGCGCUGACUUCACGAUUCUCACAGGCCCGCUCAAUGCGGACAGGGUACGAGAUGCUCACGCUCUCGAAUGCUGCCGUUUGGUAUGGUCUCUUCCAACAUCCUGUAUCAGCAUUAUAAAAUAAAGUGGAUACUUCAAGCUUUGCCUUCACUUAUUUCUUUGCUUUUUAAAAACUAUUUGUAAUGUAAUUUUAAUGCAUUUUUUACAGGCCCAGUAAUGGUUAAAUACGUCAGCUUACUGAAUAAUUUUAACUAUUUAUUCUUCUAAGGAUACAGCUUGUCUCUGGAUUUUCCAGUCUUAAUUUAUAUUUUAUUAAUCUAUUUUAAUGCUUGCUUUUCCCAUUUAUAGACGUUGUAGCAGUAAUUGCAAGAAGUUCUUGAGCUGAAUUCCUGUUGUGACAACUGCCUAUGUAUCUAUUGAUUACUUACGAUAAGAUAACUUUUUCUUCUAGUCAUAGAUAACUCUUCUAUAACUUGUGAUGAACAAGAGAUAUGCUGAUCCAGUAAAAUAAGUUUAAAUAAUAGAUGCUCUUGGGUCAAAAUGUCCUUUUAUCAAAAAUUGACUGGCCUUUUAUGAGUUCUUUAGGUAAUACUUUUUGAAAAUCUUUUUGUAAUUUUAAAGAAUUUUGAUGAGAGCAUAUCACAUCUUAAACCAGUGGUGCACAUGUGGAUUUACAGCUCAUGGACUCUACUGUUCAGCUUUAAUUUAUAAAGCAUACCCACACAUUUAAUGUUAUAUACAGUAUUUACAUGUAGUGAAACAUAGGGAUAAUUCAGUUGUAUGUAAGUUUUUGUAAGUAUCAUGGCCUGCCCCGAGUGAUUUUUGUCCCCUUUUCUUUGU